This is a messenger RNA of Staurois parvus, 2892 nucleotides long. The record is from the annotation of a GenBank genome assembly. NCBI's taxonomy places the organism in Eukaryota, Metazoa, Chordata, Amphibia, Anura, Ranidae.
AUGCAUAUAAUAUCUCACAAUGUGGAUAGACCAACAGAUCCAUCUAAUCCCAAUGAGACUUCUUUGGAAGGAGUUCAUACAGUAGACAAUUCAUUGGCCUGUUUGGAGUGCGGGAAAUGUUUCACUGACAACAGAGCACUUCUUAGACACCAGAGAUCUCACACACAUGAACAUCCUUCUUCCUCCUUGGAUUUUGGGAACUUUUCUACUAAGAAAGGAAAACAUCCUACACACCAGACAAAUGACAUAAGUGAGCAUCCAUUUUCCUGUUCAGAGUGUGGGAAAUGUUUUAAUAGGAAAGGAAAACUUGAUAGACACCAGAGAAUUCACACAGGUGAACGUCCUUUUUCAUGUUCAGAGUGUGGGAAUUGUUUCACACACAAAGAGAAUCUUCUCAGACACCAGAGAAUUCACACAGGUGAGCGUCCUUUUCUCUGUUUAGAGUGCGGGAAAUGUUUUGCUAAGAAAGAAAAACUUGUUACACACCAGCGAACUCACACAGGCGAGCGUCCAUUUUCCUGUUUAGAGUGUGGAAAAUAUUUCACUCAGAAAAAAAUACUCCUUAUACACCAGAGAAUUCACACAGAAUUCACACAGGUGAGCGUCCUUUUUCAUGUUCUGAGUGCGGGAAAGUGCGGGAAAUCUUUUGCUUACAAAGGGGACCUUUUUAUGCACCAGAGAAUUCACACAGGCGAGCGUCCUUUUUCCUGUUCAGAGUGCGGGAAAAGUUUCACAGAGAAAGGAGGCCUGCUUAGACACCAGAAAAUUCACACACAGGAACGUCCUUUUUCCUGUUCACAGUGCGGGAAAUGUUUCACUCAGAAAGGAGACCUUCUUAGACAUGAGAGAAUUCACACAGGGGAGCGUCCUUUUUCUUGUGCAGAGUGCGGGAAAUGUUUCACAGAAGCACUUUUUACACAUCAGAGAACUCUCACACAUGAACAUCCUUCUUCCUUUUCCAAUGACGGGAAAUGUUUCACUAUGAAAGGACACCAGAGAAUUCACACAGGGGAGCGUCCUUUUUCCUGUUCAGAGUGCGGGAAAUGUUUCACAGAGAAAGGAGGCCUUCGUAGACACCAGAAAAUUCACACAGGUGAGCGUCCUUUUUCCUGUUUGGAGUGUGGGAAAUGUUUCACUAAUAAAGGAAAACUUUUUAUACACCAGAGAAGUCACACGGGUGAGCGUCCUUUCUCCUGUUCAGAGUGUGGGAAGUGUUUCACUCAGAAAGGAAUCCUCCUUAUACAUCAGAGAAUUCACAGAGGUGAGCGUCCUUUUUCCUGCUCAGAGUGCGGGAAAUGUUUCACUCACAAAGGAGAUUUUUUUAUACAUCAGAGAAUUCACAAAGGUGAGCGUCCUUUUGCAUGUUCUGAGUGCGGGAAAUGUUUCACAGAGAGAGGAGGCCUUCUUAGACACCAAAGAAUUCACACACAUGAGCGUCCUUUUUCCUGUUCAGAGUGCGGGAAAAGUUUCAGUCAGAAAGGAGGCCUUCUUGUACAUCAGAGAACACACACAGGUGAGCGUCCGUUUUCCUGUUCAGAGUGCGGGAAAUGUUUCACAGAGAAAGGCGGCCUUCUUAGACACCAGAGAAUUCACACAGGCGAGCGUCCUUUCUCAUGCGCAGAGUGUGGGAAAUGUUUCACUCAGCAAGGAAGCCUUCUUAAGCACCAGAGAAUUCAUACUGGUGAGCGUCCAUUUUCCUGUUCAGAGUGUGGGAAAUGUUUUACUGAGAAAGGAAGCCUUCUUACACACCAGAGAAUUCACACGGGUGAGAGUCCUUUUUCCUGUUCAGAGUGUGGGAAAUGUUUCAGUCAGAAAGGAAAUCUUAUUAUGCACCAGAGAAUUCACACAGGUGAGCGCCCCUACUCGUGCUUGGAGUGCGGCAAAUGUUUCAUUCACAAGACAAACCUUCUUGUCCACCAGAGAAUUCACACAGGGGAGCGUCCCUUUUCCUGUUCAGAGUGCGGGAAAUCUUUCACUGAGAAAAGCGUACUCCUUACGCACCAGAGAAGUCACACAGGCGAGCGUCCUUUCCCUUGUUUAGAGUGCGGGAAAUGUUUCCUUCAAAAAGGAGACCUGCGUAGACACCAGAGAAGUCACACAGGCGAACGUCCCUAUUUGUGUUCAGACUGCGGGAAAUGUUACUCUCGGAGAACAGAGCUGCGUACACAUCAGAGAAUUCACACGGGUGAAUAUCCUUUUUUGUGCUCAGAUUGCGGAAAGCGUUUCUCCAGGAAAGCAAGCUUUCUCACUCACCAGAGAGUUCACACAGGUGAGCGUCCUUUUUCAUGUUCACAGUGCGGGAAAAGUUUCAGCGAGAGAGAAAAGCUUCGUAGGCACCAGAGAAUUCACACGGGUGAACGUCCUUUUUCCUGUUCCGAUUGUGGGAAAUCUUUCACUGAGAAAAGUGUGCUUCUUACACACCAGAGGAGUCACACAGGCGAGCGGCCUUUCUCGUGUUCAGAGUGCGGGAAAUGUUUCAUUCAAAAAGGAGACCUUCGUAGACAUCAGAGAACUCACACAGGGGAGCGUCCGUAUUCCUGUUCAGAGUGCGGGAAAUGUUACUCUCGGAAAGCAGAACUCCGUAUACACCAGAGAAUUCACACGGGUGAUUAUCCUUUUUUAUGCUCAGUUUGCGGGAAAAGUUUCAAUUACAAAGAAAAACUUCGUAGACACCAGAAAACUCACACCGGCGAGCGUCCUUUUAUGUGCCCUGACUGUGGGAAAUGUUUCAUCGAGAAAGGAAAACUUCUUGCACACCAGAGGAGACACACGGGUGAACGUCCUUAUUCAUGUUCAGAGUGCGGGAAAUCUUUUUAUGAGAAAAGGAAUGUUCGUAAUCACCAGAGAACUCACACUGGUGAAAGUGCGGGAAAUGUUUCACACACAAAGUAA